Messenger RNA from Paramuricea clavata, 426 nucleotides. Lineage: Eukaryota; Metazoa; Cnidaria; Anthozoa; Malacalcyonacea; Plexauridae. The record is from the annotation of a GenBank genome assembly.
AUGGACGCGGUUGAGAAAAACCCGAACAGAUCAAGUACCACUCAAUACCAAAUGCACUGCCGUAGUGGAUUCUGUUACUACGUCAAGUGUUUCAACAAUUCCAUUUACAAACUUCUUCUAGCAGAUGUGGUGGAAAACUUCAGAAAGGUUUGUAAGACCAACUACGGGCUGGAUCCUAUGUGGUACUAUACAGCACCCGGGCUGGCAUGGGGCGCUGCGCUGAAGUUAACCGGUGUGGAGCUGGAUCUUCUCUCCGAUCAGGAUAAUUACCUAUUUAUCGAAAAGGGUAUUCGUGGUGGGAUCAGCACCAUUACCAAAAGGUAUGCCAAGGCAGAUAAUAAGUAUAUUAGACCUCCUAAGGACCUAACUGGGCUGGAAAGGUUUAAAAAGUGGAUAGUGAAAAGGUUUCCGGUCUACCAGCCGUGA